Plodia interpunctella (Indianmeal moth) is the source of this 3235-nucleotide messenger RNA. It is a transcript of the gene Pgrmc2, whose product is annotated as membrane-associated progesterone receptor component 2-like. The transcript has 3 exons. NCBI's taxonomy places the organism in Eukaryota, Metazoa, Arthropoda, Insecta, Lepidoptera, Pyralidae. The record is from RefSeq and is a predicted model, not a curated record. Gene Ontology annotation, cellular component: endoplasmic reticulum; membrane; endomembrane system. Bases 158 to 742 code for a protein of 194 amino acids.
GUUUGUCGUCCAUCGGUUUGUCGAAUGUCGGUCGUACAUAUUUCUGUCGGUGACGUCAUUAUUAAUUUGGAUUUUGCAUUUUACACACAUUGGGCGAUAGUUUCCAAAAAAUUAAACGAGACUAAAAUCAGUGAAAAAUUGUUAAUAUAGUUCCUUUAUGAUGGCUUCUGCGCCGGAGUCAAAAACACCAGACAGACCAAGCACUCAGAGUUUCUUGGAUGAGGUCACUGAGAUCUUGAGUCCUGUGAAUUUGUUGUUAACUGCUAUAAUAUUUGUUUUGAUUUACAAAAUAUACAGUAAAUUCGCUAAGUCGAAGACAGAAACGCCGAUGGUGGAAUUGCCGAAGUUGCGGAAAGACAUGACUGUGGCUGAGUUGCGACAGUAUGACGGGAACCAGCCAGAUGGGCGAGUUUUGGUGGCGGUCAAUAGCUGGAUAUUCGACGUGACGCGAGGCCGCCGCUUUUACGGGCCUGGUGGUCCGUAUGCUGCUUUUGGUGGACGGGAUGCUUCUCGGGGUUUUGCUACUUUCUCAGUAACGUCGUCAGACAAAGAGUAUGAUGAUCUCAGUGACUUGAACAACAGAGAAAUAGAGUCUGUCAAGGAGUGGGAAGCACAAUUCAGAGAGAAGUACGACCUUGUAGGGCGUCUGUUGAAGCCUGGUGAAGAGCCCACAACUUAUUCAGACUCAGAAGCCGAAGAAACUGACCACUCGGCCAGUCCGGCUGACAAGAAACAGGACUAAGUGCCGAUCCACAAAGAUAUUCGAUUGUUUGCUCUAACUAAACAAGACCACAAAUCGAUAAAAGCCAUCUAGCCAUAUAAAAAAAUUGUGAGUGAUGUAUACUGAAUUUACUUCAUUUGUUAUUCAUGUUUUAAAUUAUAAAUAUUUUAACAGAAUACCAAUGAUGGUUAAUUCAUAUUAUGUAUGUGGCCUUGUCUCAACCCAAGUGGUGAGGAGUUAGUCAACAAUUUGAAUAAACUUGUGUUCAGAAUCUGGCUCCAGUUUCAUGUUACAAUCGGAUAUGUUUUUUACAAACUAAUGGGAAAAUUUGUAAUGCUUUCCAAAUUGUUUAAUUUUAUUCAAAAUUUUGAGACUGAAAUACUUUUCAAACCAAUUUUGUUUAUAAGGAGGAAUAUUUAGUUAGUUAUGGAGGCUUCUUUUUUAUUUAGGUACACAAAAAAAUAUUUUAAUUUAUAUUUAAAAAUAUUAUCUCAUAAAUGGGCAUUUAUUCGUCAAUAGUGGAAAAUAUUUUCUAGCUUAUGACAAGGAUAUGUGUCAGGUUCGCGACUUAUUGACAGUAUCAGGGCUUGUAUAGUUUGAAUCUUAUUGUAAAUACCUAGAUUUUUUUGAAUUUGAAGAUUGAAACAUGAUGACUUGAGCUCACGACUACCUGUGAGUCAGAGUUUAUUGUAUAUAAUAUAUGAAAUCUAUUGUAUCAUCGUCACCUGUUGCUUAUUGCAGAUUUUUUGAUGUAUAUUAUAUAUUUACAGUUUCUUGAAUUGUAAGACUGAGUGAUGGCAUAUUAAGUUGAAUUUAAUAUUGAAAAGGGAAAUUGAGGAAACAAAAUGCACAUUCCUGUUUAUAAAAUUUUGAUUUCGUGCCAACAAAAUCAAAGUUUCAAUUUGUAUUAUAUUACCUAUAUAUAAAGCUUUCAAUACUGAACUGUUUAAAUACCCUAUUCUAUUGUUCUAUAAAAUAUUUAUGUAACAGCUUUUUGUCGGCAAGUGAGCUGCCUACAGAGGAACUCACGUCAUUUCCAUCGCACGCAUUUAUUUACUUACACGCUCAUCAUGACACAGUAUGAAUUUUAUUAUUGACCCUGGCAUUCACCCUACUUGACAUUUGGUACUUAAAUGUAAGCACUUUGUAUAAAUUCUAUGUCGCAAGCAAAGAAAAAUAUAAAAAAAUAAAUAAGGAGAUGUGCAUAAUAAGUCAUUCAAUUAAAUGUAGUUAAGGUGUGGAUCUUGACUGUGUUCAGGUGUUUAUUUUAGAUGUAUUUUGUUCGUUUUGUGCUUAAAUCGUAAGAUAUGAUAUUUCAGGCGAUUAACUAUUUUUUUCUUACUAAUGUCGCUUAUAGGGCACAAUCAAAUUGACUAAUUUAACUAGUAAACUUCCAAUGAGCGUACUGAAAAUCUAAUUAUGAGUCGAUUUUGUGGUGAUACAGUAAAAUUUCUAUAACCACGUGGGUUUUACCAGUUUGAUUACAAGCUUAUUCGUACUCCCGUGUUCAUACAUCACAGGUACAAACUAUUGACAGCAUUUGUACGUCUCUGCCUAAAAUAUCUUUCGUACGAUAAAUUAUAUUUGUUUGGUUGUUGUAAUGUUCAUUGUUUUUUUUAUGUUAAGAUGAAGUUAGUGUUAAGAUUUCUGGUGUAUUAUUUUAUGAAAUAUAGUAUUUCUGUGAUUUGUGCGAACGUCAUUGGACGCUUGGACCUUUUUGCGUGAACGACCCGUUGUUGUUGUAAUACUAUAUAUUGUUUGCUACCUAAACUCGAACAAGUUGAACUAAUAUUUAGUUUUUUACCAUGGUCGGUCAUAUCUAAUCAGGAUUAAUGGAAAGUGUUGAAGUAUUAUUUAACAAUAUACUGGCGUUAUUUACAUAAUACAGUUUCUUUCAAUGUACAUUAGUUUUACAAUAUGAAAUUGGACCCCUUUGAAGGGCGUAUGUUGUUACUAUACUAUACUGUGCUACUAUACUAUAGCAUUCAAAUUUUCUUAUUUUGAGCGGUGGAGCCGAUUCCUCGAAUAGUAUUCCAUCAGUUUUGAAAAUAUAAAAUUCAUUGGUCAAGCGAAGGGUGGAAGAGGCGGAUUCUAGAUUGACUUCUGUGGGCGGAUCUCUUCAUUUCAAUGUGUGGGUUAUAUUCAAAAUUGUAUAUUGUGCUUUCACUUUUAAUUGGCAUAUAACUCUUCUGUUAAAUACUUAAAGCCUACUUUCGUUUGCUCCUUAUUUUUCAGUCUGACAACUUUCUAAUUCUUAAGACAAAAUUCCCCUCUUUUGCAUAGGACUUUUGAGAUUUUUUUUGCCCCCAUUUAAGUUAUUACAAAAAUAUUUUAUCACGAAAAGUUGUUUAUUAGGUACUUACUUUUAAUUAUAUCGAAGCUUAUUUAGCAUUUAAAAAUCAUUAAUGCCAGUGGAAGAAUAAUAUUAGCACAGAGCAAGAGGACUAAUUCUACCUACUUACCUAAAAUGUUUAUUUUACCAUUCACGUUUAAAUAAAGCGUUUUUAUAUUAUA